AUGUUGACUGAUAAAACACAUUCCUAUGAAAAUAAAGCUAUUGAUUAAAGUUAAAUUGAAGAGCAUCAAUUAUAAUUCCAGAAAACCUCUUAGUUUACAAAUAUUGAUGACAACAGCACUAUUUAUAAUGAUUAAGAAACUAAUGAAUAAAGUGUUUAUCUAAGUAAAGAUCCAGAAGUUCAAAAAUCUAUUUGUUUAUAAGAAAAUGAGAUUUAGAGAUUAUCUUAAGCAUAUGCUGAUAAGUAUUACUAUGAAAUGAAAUUUGAACAGUAUCAAAAUCUUUUGGCAUAAUAAUAAUGCACUAUUUCUAAAUUAUUGAAUGAGAAGAAAGAUAUAUAAUAAAAAUUAGAGAACAAUAUUAUGUAACAUAGUUAUCAAGAAAAUCAUGAUUCCUUAUAAUAGACACAUCAUUUAGAAUAAUAAAUAGAAGAGUUAUAAUUAUAAAAUGAAAAUUUAAUACAAUAAAAUGAAAUGUAUGAUAAUUAAUUAGAUGAAACAAAAAGAUUGUUAUAAAAAUUGAAUAAAGAAUAAGAAUCAUUAUAAUAAUAAUUUUAAGAAUACAAAUUAUAAGUUUUCAUCAAAGAAUAAGAAUAAUAAUAAUUAAUUGAUUAAUUAUAAAAUAAGACUUCAAAAGAAUCAAAGUUAUCUAUUUAUUAAGAAUUAUAACAUUAGAUGAAUGAAAUUAAAGAUUAAAAUAAUUAUUUAUUUGAUUAAUUAAGUAAAAAAGAAUAAGAAAUUGAGUAAAAUUUUUAGAGAUAAUUAUCAGAUUUAGUAGAAUAAUUCACUUAAGAAAAAUAAGAGUUAUAAGAAGAAUUUGAAUAAUAAUUGGAAAAUAAAGAUGAAAUCAUACAUUAAUUAGAAAUCUAAAUAAAUGAUGUUCAAAAUCAAGCAUAAUCAUUAUACUCUGAAAAUCUUCAAUUAUAAAAUCAAUUAGAUUUAUUAGGAUAGAAGUAUAAUUUUAUUAUCUAUUACUUUUUAGUUAUUAAGAAGACAUUUAAUAAUAAGCUAAUGUGUUGUCAUAAUAAGUGGCAGAGUAUAAAAUAAUAAUUAAUAAUUUGGAAAAUUAGAUAUUUGUGAUGAAUGCUGAAAUUUAAAGACGAGGAAGAUCUAAUGGUAAAGAAAAUGCAUAGAGAGUCUUAUAAGGAAUAUCAAAAAUUAAUUAAUAAAGACUAAGUACUGGAGAAAUGACAUUUUCAAACAUAACUCCUAGUUCGAAAUAAUUUCAAUACUGA
Paramecium pentaurelia is the source of this 1232-nucleotide messenger RNA. NCBI's taxonomy places the organism in Eukaryota, Ciliophora, Oligohymenophorea, Peniculida, Parameciidae. The record is from the annotation of a GenBank genome assembly.